Molecule: messenger RNA, 934 nt
Organism: Suillus subaureus
Lineage: Eukaryota; Fungi; Basidiomycota; Agaricomycetes; Boletales; Suillaceae
Product: 6-O-methylguanine DNA methyltransferase
Exons: 6
Coding region: 166-702 (178 amino acids)
Biological process (GO): DNA repair
Molecular function (GO): methylated-DNA-[protein]-cysteine S-methyltransferase activity
Source: RefSeq, a predicted model, not a curated record
GUGGGUGCCUAUGGGACAAUGCACUCAGAGCGGGGACUCACUUAUUACGAAGUAGCCUUGAGUGGACACAUGCUUCCGCAGUUUGCGCCAGUAGCGCUCGUUCUUAUAUCACCUCGGUGUCUAGCACGUCUCAAUAGCACAGUUUGUUUUAUUCUUUGUUGAAUAAUGCCUGCCAUCAGGACACAGUCGCGCUCAACGAAAUCCGCCAUCGACGAACGUAAGAAAACAAUCGCAAGGGCUUCCAUACCAGUCGUGGAAGAAAUGCAGGACCUGGCAGACUGCGAGAUGUAUUACCCCUUGAGUGAAGAAGGCCGCAACACCUUCAAGACGCACGACGGCAAGCGCGUCACUCCGCAUCAGUGGGCAGUAUACGAUUUCACUAGAACAAUCCCUUGCGGUCGUGUCACGACGUACAAGGAUAUCUGCAUCGCUCUUGGGCAAGGUUCGCCGCGAUCAGUUGGUUCUGCGCUUCGAAACAACCCAUUUGCACCGUUUGUGCCUUGCCAUCGCAUCAUUGCAUCAAAUCUGUACAUUGGUGGAUUCUUUGGUGAGUGGGGCACUGGCACGAACGCAAGGGGUGGACGGAAGAAUACUGGGUUGCAGUGCAAUAGAAAGAUGGAGAUGCUUACAAAGGAGGGGGUUACGUUCUCCAUGGAAGGAUAUCUUGCUGAUGAAUCUCUCCUCUGGGUCGGGAGAGGCUGAACUGGCCUCAUUGGCUGUCAUAUAUACUCAGAAGAUUAUACGACCACAGAUGUUCUCUAACGUGAAUGAACAAUAUUCAGUUGUAGAGAAGACCUGGAACGUCAUUGUAAUGCUCCCUUGCAAAGGAAGCGCUAUGUUACUGGCACGAAAAAUCUAUAACACCAGUGCUGAUCACAUGCGUUCUGAACUUCUUGGCUCCUUGAAAUUCUGGACGUUCUGUGCGUGUUUGGUG